This is a messenger RNA of Trichomonas vaginalis G3, 2217 nucleotides long. RefSeq names its product ribosomal RNA methyltransferase family. Gene Ontology annotation, cellular component: nucleolus; preribosome, large subunit precursor; nucleus. Gene Ontology annotation, biological process: maturation of 5.8S rRNA from tricistronic rRNA transcript (SSU-rRNA, 5.8S rRNA, LSU-rRNA); rRNA methylation; maturation of LSU-rRNA from tricistronic rRNA transcript (SSU-rRNA, 5.8S rRNA, LSU-rRNA). Lineage: Eukaryota; Parabasalia; Trichomonadida; Trichomonadidae. The record is from RefSeq and is a predicted model, not a curated record. The transcript has a single exon. The coding region runs from base 1 to 2217 and encodes 738 amino acids. Gene Ontology annotation, molecular function: rRNA (uridine-2'-O-ribose)-methyltransferase activity; rRNA (guanine) methyltransferase activity.
AUGGGCCAGGGUAAAACUCGUGCGUAUAAGCACCGUCUUGAUAAAUAUUACCACUUAGCUCGUCAAGUAGGUUAUAGAUCUCGUGCAGCUUUCAAGUUAAUUCAAUUGAACCAGCAAUUUAAUUUUCUAAAUGAUGCCCAUGUUUGCUUAGAUCUUUGUGCUGCCCCAGGAGGUUGGUCACAGGUCGCCGCUAAGUACAUGCCUGUUGGUGCACAGAUCAUUGCUAUCGAUCUUGCCCCAAUCAAAGACAUACCAAGAGUUAUUGCUCUUCAGGGAGAUAUUCUUCUUCCAAAGACACAUCAACGCGUUCGCAAACUCAUUCAAGGACAAAAAGCCGAUGUUGUUUUGAACGAUGGUGCUCCAAACGUUGGUGCUGCAUGGGUUACAGACUCUUCAAAUCAGCUUGAACUUUGCUUAGCUUCAGUCAAGUUCUCAACACUUUUCCUUCGUAAAGGCGGUUCUUUUGUUACAAAAGUUUUCCGUUCUGAGCAUUACAACUCAUUAUUGUGGGUUUUAAGUCAAUUCUUCGAAAAAGUCGUUCCAACAAAGCCAAAAGCUUCUCGUGACUCCUCAGCUGAACUUUUUGUUGUUGCUCUUGGUUACAAAGCUCCAGAUGUUGUUGAUCAGCGUCUUUUAGAUCCAACAUAUGUCUUCUCAGAUCUUGAUGAGCUCAUUGCCAAGCACGCUGUCCCAUCUGGCGUUGAAACAAAGAUGACAUCCAUUGAUUACAGCACAAUUUCAGUUUCUGAGUAUCUUCGUGCAGAGAAACCACUCGAUAUUCUUACAACAGCCAACAAACUUGUCUUUGGAGACGAUCCUGUCAGCCAGGCCGCUCUCAAUCAUCCUCAAACAACAAAUGAAAUCAAGACACUUCUUUCGGAUCUCAAAUUGGUCGGUUUUUCUGAUCGCAAAGUCCUUCUUAAGUGGCGCAACAAGCUUCGCAACCUCUUAGUCCUCGGAAAUGCCGGCGAAGAAGAGAAAGUCGAAGAAGAAAAGAAGGAAGAAGAAGAGGAAGUCGAUGAAUCAGACGAGGAAAUACAGGCGGCCAUGGCCGAACUCAAAGCCAAGCGUCGUAAAGAAGAAAAAGCCGCAAGAAGACAUAAAGCCAAAUUACGUGACCAACUCCUCAAGAGAUUGCAGCGCAAUAUGGGCGGAACAACACACGAAUACGUUGAUCCUAAAGACAGAUUCCAGAAACUCGAGACACCAAAUAUUGUCGACGACACACCAAAGACAUACGAACAAUUAAUCGAAGAAAACAUCAAUAACUACGAAGCCAACAAGCUUGGCGAUGCUCUUGACGAGCAGGCGGAUGAUGAGUACGCAUUUGUCGGACCACGUCCAAAAUUCGCCAACGUUGUUGAAAUUGAUGAAUCGAAGUUACCAGAGGAUGAACAGCAGAAGCUCAAGGAGAGCAGAAUUUGGUACAACCAAGACAUUUUCGAUGAUAUCUCAUCCGAUGAUGACAAUGAGUACACAUCCGAUGAAGAAGGUGGCGAACUUGUUGAAGUAGAUGAAACAGAGCUCGCCAAGGAAGACGAAGAGAAGCAGAAAGAAGACCAGCAAGCCGAAGAACAAAAGGCCAAAGCAACCGCCGCGGCCGACCAACUUAAAGGCCAAACAAAGAAGGAGUUCGACGCAGCCGCAUUCUCACAAGCCAAGCUCGCCUCAACUAAAGCUGGCAGAAGAGAGUUAGUUGAGAAAUCCUUCAACAGAUUCAUGCAUGGAGAUGAUGAUUUAGCUCCAGAAUGGUUUGUUAACGACGAGAAGAAGUUCAACAGGCCAAUGAUCCCUGUAACAAGAGAUGAAGUCGCAGAGUUCAAGCAACAGAUGAAGGAGAUCGAUGAAGUUGAUACAAAGAGAGUUCUCGAAGCAAGACAGAGAAAGAGAACGAAAGCACUCCAGAAGAUCAAGGCUGCUCAGGAGAAGGUCGAUGAUAUCGCUGAAAAGGAAGGCUUGAAUGAAAGGUCUAAAUUACGUUUGAUGGACAGAAUUGCUGAUAAGGUUACACGCGAAAUGAAGCCUGCUCCAACUGUUGUCGUCGUUCAGAAGAGAGACAACGGUCAGCCAAUUAUUCCUAAACAUGCAAAGGGUUCAAAGCUUAUGUUUGUCGAUCCUCGCGCAAAGAAGGAUCUCCGCGCAAGGAAGAACGCAGAGAUGCGUCCAAAGGGUGUGCAGAAGAAGAAGAAAUCUCAUUAUAUUCACCGCCGCAAGUAA